UUGUAAAAGGCAUGCAAUCCCUACAAACAUUCCCGGUGACUUCAGAACCGAAGAGGUGGUCAUAUGUACGGGAGAACGACACACGCUCUAACAGCCUACUUUCAUUUCGAGGCAACAGCGCUGCAGCUCAGCCCGGGAACCGCUCUGCUGGCCGUGCUCUUACCGCACAGGGAAAACAUGAACUAUAACAGAUGGAUUAAUACUUAUCCGAGAUUGGCAUAAUUUUUCUCCACAUAUCACAUUAAACGAGGGCGAAUUGUAUACUUUUUUUUUUUUUUUUACUAUUAUUUUUGAGUUGAUAGGUAGCCUAGACUAAGUUGCAUCCUGUGGAAAGCUCACUUGCUCACUAUGGACAGAUAUCUAAGUAGAAAGAGGAUAUCGUCUUGUUAAAUUAUACGACUUUUUUGAUUGGCUCCCGAUAAAAGUGUGACUGCAGCCUCCGCGGCAAUUUUGAAAAAGACAUUUCGAUUACAUAAUGGACCGUUUUUUAAUGUUAGUUUUAGUGUUUUUUUCCGUUGCACUUGUGCGAAUGUGUGACUGUCAGAAAGAAUCAGCAGAUGGCAUGCAGGAUGGUGUAGGCGCCCGAGCGAUGUGGGACCAGCUACUGUCUCAAGCGAGAAGCCAAGGUCAUUCCACGCGGAGACCCGAGGACGCUGUCCCCGCCAAACCGUCCAGUGAAAGUUCCUCGGUGUCUUCUCACAACGCAGCAGUGGCCAUACCACCUAGAGGUGACGGAAGUGCACCUGAAGUGCACCGCGCUCGCAUGGCGGGUGAUGCCACACUAGCUCGCGGUGCGGUCCGAACACCUAGACAACUUGGCACCCACCAGUCAUCACCGCCCAGACCCAGAAUCGGUUCCAGACAGGCUAACAAACACAGUUCAUCAAAGACUAGGCGUCUUGUCGGGCCCAACGUGUGCGGAGGCCAGCAGUGCUGCUCCGGCUGGGCGCAGGCUGCAGGGACGAGUCGCUGCAUCAAGCCUGACUGCCAGCCCCCCUGCCAGAACCGGGGCUCCUGCAGCAGGCCCCACACCUGCGUCUGUCGCUCGGGCUUCCAGGGGAGCCGCUGUGAGGAAGUGGCCCCAGAGCAGGUGUACAUCCACUCAGGUGGGGCCCUGAGGCGGGUGGAGCCCGGAGCACAGCCCUUCCAGAGGGAGCAGCCUCGGAGGAGAGCCCAGGACAGGCAGGCUGGAGAGCACCAGGGCCCUGGGGCCCACACGCCCAGACCAGCCACCACCAGACAGCCUCUCCACGCUGUGACCCAAGUGAGACCAGGAAUCGCAGACUCCUCCCCCCAGCAGACCGGAACGUCUCGCACCGUCAAGCGUUACCCAUCAUCUACAUGGCCCAUCACCUCCAACGCUCUGCCCAGUGGGAAGGGGUCCAGGAGUGGGCAUGGCCAGAGCAGCCCCAGAGCCUCCAGCGACAGGCGGCUCCAGGGCCAGUCCAAUGCUCUGUCUCCCGCAGGGGCCAACCUCACGUCCAGCUUGGACCGCAUCAAGAUCGUGUUCACGCCCACGCUGUGUCGCCGGGUGUGUCGCGGCGGACGCUGCUCCAGCAGCUGUGAGAAAGGAGACGUGACCACGGUCUACAGCGAGAACCACCACCAGCAGCAGCAGCAGCCCAAGACCCAGGGCUUCCGACUCUGUGAGUGCUACAUCAACGAGUGUGAGGACAUCAGCGACAAGGUGUCCCUGUGUGAGAAUGGGCUGUGUACCAACACCGAGGGCUCCUACAGGUGCUCCUGCCUGCCUGGCUUCCAGGCCUCUGCCAAGCCUCACCACUGCAUCCCAGAGAUCCCCGAGAUCGGACGCAGGGAGGCGGGAAACUGA
Molecule: messenger RNA, 1831 nt
Organism: Hypomesus transpacificus
Lineage: Eukaryota; Metazoa; Chordata; Actinopteri; Osmeriformes; Osmeridae
Product: latent-transforming growth factor beta-binding protein 2-like
Exons: 6
Coding region: 476-1831 (451 amino acids)
Molecular function (GO): calcium ion binding
Source: RefSeq, a predicted model, not a curated record